ACCAUCGUGCCGUACGGACGUCUGGACUGUCUGGAGAGCGUUACAACUGCCGCUACAGCCGCCGCCGCGCUUUUACGGAGUGCGCGAAGCCCGUCGUGAAGAGACGCGAGACCGCGCAUCCAACGCCGUUGUCGUUUUCCCCGUGUCUUGCCGGUUGGGCCGCUAACCUAAAAAUCGCCGUGACCGCCGUUGACCGGCGUGGAUGAGACCGGCGUCUUCCGUGGUUCGUCGCCGGUGGUGCCCCUCGUCGACGAAGGAUCCUUUGUUUGACGCGCGCGUGUCCGCCGACGUCUGGCGUCGAGAUUUUGAAGAAGGUGAUCGUGCGAGGAGUGCUCUUCUUUUCUCUGAUACGUGAUACUUCUAGUAUUGUGCGAACUGCCGGUAAACGAUCUCGUUUGCUUAUCCUACUGUGACCUUGAACUUGUGAGUGUGUGUGCGCGUCUAUUCUACGGCCGAUUGCCCUCUCCUCGAGACGAGGGUGGGAGAACGAGGGACAAGAAGAGGGAGAGAGAAAGAGAGAGAGAGAGAGUGAGAGUGAGAUUCGGGGGCGACGUCGGGAUCCUGGAUGUGAACAAGGAUGUUUUCCUACGCAACUUUCCCAGUGGGCGCCGGCAUGGAGGCGACGAACGGCGCGAUCGAGCACGACUUCCACAGCACGCUGGUGCCGAUAAACGGUAGCCACUCGGGCAGCUCCGGCAGGAGUACGCCGAACGGCGGCGACCCGGCGCCGGGCAAGCUCUUCGUAGGCGGUCUCUCUUGGCAGACGAGCAGCGAAAAGCUGCGGGAAUACUUUGGCAUGUUUGGCACCGUCACUGACGUUCUCAUCAUGAAGGAUCCGGUCACACAGCGUAGCCGCGGUUUCGGCUUCAUCACGUUCGCCGAGCCCGGCAGCGUCGACAAAGUUCUCAAGUGUCCCAUCCACACCCUGGACGGCAAGAAGAUCGAUCCGAAGCACGCGACGCCGAAGAAUCGCGCGAAACAGGCCAAUCGCACCAAGAAGAUCUUCGUGGGCGGUGUGAGUCAGGACACGAGCAGCGACGAGGUCAAGGCCUACUUCAAUCAAUUCGGCAAGGUGGAGGAGACGGUGAUGCUGAUGGAUCAGCAGACUAAGCGCCACCGCGGCUUCGGCUUCGUGACGUUCGAGAACGAGGACGUCGUCGACCGCGUGUGCGAGAUACACUUCCACACCAUCAAGAACAAGAAGGUCGAGUGCAAGAAGGCGCAGCCCAAGGAGGCGGUACAACCGGGCGCUCUCGCCCUCGGCAAACGGGUGGUUCUGGGUGCCCUCGGCGUGCGGCUCGCGCCACAACCGCCGCUGCCGGUCGCCGCGGCCGCCUCGCAGCUGGUGGCCGCGCAGGCGCAGGCCGCGCAGGUGCAGGCGGCCGCAGCUGCGGCAGCGGCGGCGCAGGUGCAGAACGCGGUAGCGGGUUACGGCAAGCUGUUCGCCGCCACCGGCGGUUAUCCGGCCCUCUCGGCGUAUCGAUACGCGCCGUAUCCGAUACCGGCCGCGGCGGUAGCGGCGGCCGCGGCCGCCGCGGCGCCGACCGCACCCGCGGCACCAGCACCGACACCGGGUGCGGCCGCGGCUGCGGCCGCGGCAGCUGCGGUGGCGUCGUCACCGGCCGCCGCCGCCGCCGCGCAAGGCAAUCCCUAUCAGGGCUACUCGCUCACCAACGUCGACAUGUCGAGCUUCCAGGGCGUCGACUGGGGUUCCGUCUACGGGAUGGGAAUGUACGUUUAAAGAGGAGACAUCGACACGAUACAGCUGCCGCGACCUUGGUGAUCCAGCGACGAGAAAGAAAGAGAGAGAGAGAAAGGAAUCCACGUGUUCGUUCUUCCCGAGGUUGAUGAUCGCGGCUCGCGAACCCGCCUUUCGAGAAUCUCUCUCGAUUACGGGAGAGUUCAAUGUGUCUCUGGAGAAAAAUGACCCACCGCGCUCGCACUGCAAAAUAUACCAGAUAAUGAUAAUACUCGACGAAGAUAACUUCCGACUUCAUGCUUCCGAUCGCCAUUUCAUCGGUCGCUCUCGCAUCACCGGGAAGCGACGCUAGUAGAGAUGGGUUCUUCGAUACUUUUGUUACGGAAUGGAAUCACACACACACACACACACACACACACACACACACACACACACAUACCACACAUACAUAUACACACACGGAAAAGCAUACAAGCGGAACGGAUCCAAUGGAAAAAAAAAAAAAUAAAAAAAAAAAAUAAAAAAAAUAAA
This is a messenger RNA of Cataglyphis hispanica, 2230 nucleotides long. RefSeq names its product RNA-binding protein Musashi homolog 2 (gene msi). The record is from RefSeq and is a predicted model, not a curated record. Lineage: Eukaryota; Metazoa; Arthropoda; Insecta; Hymenoptera; Formicidae. Gene Ontology annotation, molecular function: RNA binding. Gene Ontology annotation, cellular component: cytoplasm. Bases 578 to 1741 code for a protein of 387 amino acids. The transcript has 3 exons.